AUGAAAUUAUUAAUAAUAAGAUUAAUUAUAACAGUUUCUGUUCCAAUAGUUGUUGGAGCGGCUAUUGUCUUGUUGAUUUUUUAUUAGAGUUUGUGGAGUGCACUCUACACAUGGGAAGAUGAUAGCGUCAAGUGGAUAAAUUAAACUUAGUAGUAGAUUUUACAUAAUUCUGCAUACUCUCAGUAGCUCAUAGAGACUUACAGCUUCAAUCAACUUUAGCUGCAUCUGGUAGUCAUGAACAGUAUAAUAUAAAAAUAUUAUAGUUCAGAACUAAUUAUUAAUCCAAACGCUUAGUUUCUUAAGUGUUCGUAUAGAGAACUAAUAUUUAAUGAGUGUCCACCAGACGUCUAUACAAAGCUCAAUUAAAGCAUUUUUUAUGUUGAUUUAUACUACAUCAGGGAAGGUUUUAACUUCAAUAAACUGACUACACAGCAGUAAGAGUUUAUAGUUAUGAAUGAAUUUGUAUCUUAUUAUGGAAGAGCUGCAAUACUUGCUUCAAUAUCUGAAGAGUUUUUGAAAAUAUAGACUCUUUACAAUGCAGAUACUACAUCUAUUAUGGCUCAUUAGCCAUCUAGGUAUUAAAAUUUUACAGCUUCAACCUAUCAGACUUGUUUAGGUACUGAUUUCAUUGAACCAUAUGAUCCAAGAUGCAGACCAUGGUAUAAAUAUGCUAAAUAACACGAAGGUUACUUUUUUUAUGAGCCAUAUUUGGACGCUAUUGAAGGAAACUUAGAAAUGACUCUUUCUUCACGAAUUUAUCAUAAUUCAGAAUUUAAAUCUGUUAGUAGUAUAGAUUAUGAAAUGAAUUCAAUUAUCUAGUUGUUCAAAGCAACUCAAUCUUAAAAUGCUUAUUCUGUGCUUUUUCAUGAGUUCAAUAAUACGAUAUUUUAUCAUCCAUAACUUAAUGCAUCAGAUGUGAUAUCAUGGGGAGAUUUAGAAUUUAAGAAUAUAACUGAUAACUGCUUUGGUGAUUAGGCUUUAGAAUUAUGUAAUCUUGAGAAAAAUAAUUUUGUUCAAUAACUAGAUUAGACAGUCAAUUUCAUAUAAACAUUAAAUUACUCUAUUGAGAAUCAGAUCAACACAGAUGGCUUAUAUUAAUAUUGGUCAAGAUAUGGAGUUAAUUUAAUAAGCUUAGUGUAUCCUAUUAGAAGCCAAAUAACUAAAUAUCCUACUCAAUAGCCUUAUUCGUUUUCUAUAAUACUUACUGCUAGAGUAUUAGUUGAUAAUAGUGACUCUUUGAAAUUGUUUAAUGUAUUAAAUGCAAACUUAAUUAAGAUUCCUCUUAUUGUUGAAUUUGUUGCAUUGAGUUGCCUUAUCUUCGUUUUUAUUAUAAAUUAUGGGCAUUUUUAAAUUUACUAAAUAUAAUACCCUAUCGAGUUACUUAUUAUAUUUUUGCAAAAGAGUUUAAUGGAAUAGCAAUAAUAUAAAAAUCCUGUCAAUAUGAAAAGUGAAACAAACGAUAAAGUAAAAUUAAAUUUAUUUACUAAGUAUUUAAAUACAGGCAAUACACCGAAAUUAAAUUAGAAUCAAAGUAAAAUAAUUAGUAAUCAAAGAAAUAAAAAUAUAUCUCAAGAGCUAUCAUAUAGCAUGAGCUUUUAAAAUAAUACUAAAUAGAUUUUCACUUUUUAGCAACACGACAAACAAGCUAUUCAAUUAGAUUAAUCAGGUACUAAUUUUAGAGGAAAGAUUUUAAAUUAAGAUGAGAUUUAAGAAACUCCAUCUAAAAUUAAUUAAAGUUUAUUUAAGAAAGACUCUUUUAAUGAGAGCAGAGUAUUAACCUAACAAUAAAAUAAUAGCAACUAUAAUUUUAUACAUAGAAGUAAUAGCAACUAUAAUUUUUUACAUCGAAGUAAUAGUAAUAAAAAUAGGGAUUAUAUGAAUGAUUCUAUUAAUAGAUCAUAGCAGGACUUGAUUAACUAGCCUAUGACAGAAUCUUACUUAAUUACACGAUCAACUAAUGCUACAAGAAUAACUUAGGACUUUGACUUUUUAACUUAGUUAGAGUAAAUUUAAGAAAAGGAAAAUGGACAAUCUAAAAUUUUGUCAGGUUUGAAGCCUCUUUUUUUAGAAAUGAAAAUCAUCAAAAAGACCUUUUAGAUGCUUGAAGAAGUUAUCAAUUAUUAGAUUCAAGCAUACUCUCAAGAUGAGCAGGAUACAAUGAAAACUCUUUUCCAUUUUUCUAAGGCCAAAAGCACAUUUUAAAAUCUUCAAAAUUUAACUGGACUGAGUCGUUGCUAUUUUAAUCUAGGAAUAAUUUACCUAUUAAAAAAUGAAUAUGAAUAAUCAUGUGAGUAUUUUGAAGCAUCUGUGACACAAAGUUUGCAGCUUAUUGGGAUAGACUGUUUAGAUUAAAUAAAUGAAAAUAUGUUUGUAAACAUAUAAGAUGAUUAAAAAGACUAGCUAUUUAUAUUUUGCAAGAGAAUACUAUCAUAUGCACAUUCAAUAAAGUAACAAUCUCUUGAACUAGCCUAGGAAGAACUCCAAUAAAAGUAAUAAUAAUAAGUUAUAAAUUAACUGAAUAAGAAAUCUUCAAUCAAAUAUUUAAUGUUGAGGUCAAUAAGAUUAUUCAAGGUAGUAUAAAAAAUUACCUAUAAUUGUUAUUAAAAAAGUCCUUUCCAAGAUAUAUUUUUAAUAUUUUUGUAUUAAGAAAUGAUAGAAAUGUUUAUUUAUCUCUAAUAAACUCAUGAAGUUGAUUAAUAUUUUGAUAAAUCAAAUGCUUUACUAGAAGUAAAUUUAUAUAAGUUAGAAUUAAAUAAUAACAAUACUAAAGAUAAGAAAUAUUUAGAAUAAUUAAAAACAAAAAACAUAAUUUUAGAAUUAUUAAAAACUAAACAAAAGUUUUUAUCAGGGAUAAUUGAAAAGUAAAACAAGAAUUAUAAACAAGCUCUUGAGUAUUUUACUUAAAGUUUGGAAUAUGGUACACAUUUUAACCCUUUCUUCAGAUAAAAAGUGAUUUAAAACAUAAAGCUCUUAUUUGAUGAGCUCUAAUUAUAAGGAAAAGUGAUAGAUGAACAAUUUGAUGACUUUGACAGCAAUACUCCAAUAGACUUAGUUUAUGCAAUUCAAUUAAACUCAAUGUCCUCAUUUAUAAUAGCAGAAUCCUGCCUUGAAAAUAUAAAAAAAUCAAAUUUUUUCAAAAAAAAUGAUCGAAUUUAAAUAGUCAUUUUCAAUUAAGAACUCGAUGUAUUGUUACCUUAUACUUAGAUAAAGAGUGAUUACCAAUACUAGUUAAUGAUAAGCUCAAUAUAAAAAAUUGGACUUAAAACAACUUUAAAUCAAAACUUAAAUUUAAAAAAACUAGAUUAUAUCUAAGCAAUCAAUUAAACUUUAGAUCAUGUCUAUGAAUUUAAAGAGUCAUAAUUGGUUUAACUAGAGGAAAUAUAUAAGCUUAAUAUUAAAUAUAAUAAAAAUAAAGAAGAUUCAUUUUCUUAAUAAUUAUAAAAACAUUAUUAGAUCAUUAAAUAAAAUGAUUUAAAUUAAAGAAAAAAAAUAAUAAUUUUACAAAGUUCAGAUCAGUUCACUUAAAACGAUCUCACCAUAAAAAAAAGUUUUAUCAAAUUAUAAAAAAUUUUAAAAUUAGAAAAACCCACUGUUUUUCAUUUAAUAGACUACCAAUCAAUUAUUGAUAAAAAGCAAGGGAAGCCAUUUUAAUCAGAUUUCAUUGAAUAUCAGUCAUUCUACGAAGAAAACAAGUUAAUCACUAAAUUAAAUAAGCUGAGAAACUCUGAAAUGCUCAACCCAGAGUAUGAAUUUAUGACCAUCUUAAAUAACUACUGA
Messenger RNA from Tetrahymena thermophila SB210, 3777 nucleotides. RefSeq names its product tetratricopeptide repeat protein. The record is from RefSeq and is a predicted model, not a curated record. NCBI's taxonomy places the organism in Eukaryota, Ciliophora, Oligohymenophorea, Hymenostomatida, Tetrahymenidae. The transcript has 9 exons. Gene Ontology annotation, molecular function: protein binding.